Molecule: messenger RNA, 351 nt
Organism: Penicillium verrucosum
Lineage: Eukaryota; Fungi; Ascomycota; Eurotiomycetes; Eurotiales; Aspergillaceae
Exons: 3
Coding region: 1-351 (116 amino acids)
Source: RefSeq, a predicted model, not a curated record
AUGGCUUUGGGCUUCUUGGGUCGAAAAGCUCUGGCAGAGGCUGGAUUGGAGCAUGUUAGCCGGGGCCGGAGAGAUAUGAAUCUUGCUGGCCAUGGUGAGAAUUCUGAUACAGAAUUAUCCGCUAUGAUGUUCUUCAACGAGUCUCGAAGGCGAAUUGGUUGGCUUAUCAAUGAUCAUGGCCUUCAAAGUUGUCAAUAUUAUCUUCUUGCCGGAUCGUCCAGUAGACUGGUGGUCUAUGACGACAAAGGCAUCUACUUGCUGCCUUAUGUUGUGGAAGACCAUGCCUAUUCCUCACGACAAUUGGGUCGCAGACAUGCAAUCUCGACUAUUUUGGAUUGCCUUGAUGUCUGA